UAUAUAAGUUGGCUCAAGUGAAUUACCUUAAUGAACAUGGUUUUCAUGGGAAUUCCUACAAUUUCAAAGCCUACCAAAUGGUUUUCCAACAAGGGUUUAAGCUUAAAUUUCCCUCCCUUUCUCUCAAAAUCCAAGUCCUCAACCUCGUUACCGUUGUCACCGCCGGCUGUCCCUCUACCGCCACUAAAUAAAACAACUAAAAAAGAAGAGCUUCGACAAGUUUUCCAUCGUUUCGACCACGACGGGGAUGGGAAAAUUUCGAGUGAGGAACUCAGUGCUUACUUUGCUUCUAUAGGAGACAACGUGUCAAGCAACGUGGUACGAAGGGUCAUUAAAGAUUUCGAUAACGACGGAGAUGAACUGUUGGGGUUUGAGGACUUCGUAGAGUUGAUGGAAGGAGGUGACGAUGGCGAUGAUAUUAAGGGGGCGUUCGAGAUGUACGAAGGGGACAAAGGGUGUGGGUGCAUAACUCCGGUGGGGUUGCAACAAAUGCUUGGUAGAUUAGGGGAUGUGAGAUCAUAUGAAGAGUGUAAGGCCAUGAUUGGGGUGUUUGAUCUUGAUGGUAAUGGAGUGCUUGAUUUCAAUGAAUUUCAACAUAUGAUGAAAGGUGUUGAAGCAAAUAGAAAUGAAAUAGUAAGUGUAAAGUAGAGUUGCAUAAGCUGGGAUAAAAGAUUUGUGUUGAUUUUGUGUUUGAAAAUCAUCGUUGGGGCAACUCAUUUCCCUUCUUCGGCUAGCGAUAAAUAAUUUGUGUUGAUUUCGAUUGUUUAUCGUAUAAAUUUUCUUUAUGAAAAAAAAAAUACAUCUAUACGACCAACUAUCAACAAGAAAUAUAGAUUGAUUCUUAACUCAAUGGAUAUCAUUGUUGUUGCAACAA
This is a messenger RNA of Gossypium raimondii (Peruvian cotton), 874 nucleotides long. RefSeq names its product probable calcium-binding protein CML41. The record is from RefSeq and is a predicted model, not a curated record. Gene Ontology annotation, molecular function: calcium ion binding. Lineage: Eukaryota; Viridiplantae; Streptophyta; Magnoliopsida; Malvales; Malvaceae. Bases 31 to 648 code for a protein of 205 amino acids. The transcript has a single exon.